This is a messenger RNA of Suillus subalutaceus, 429 nucleotides long. RefSeq lists its product as uncharacterized. The record is from RefSeq and is a predicted model, not a curated record. The transcript has 3 exons. Lineage: Eukaryota; Fungi; Basidiomycota; Agaricomycetes; Boletales; Suillaceae. The coding region runs from base 1 to 429 and encodes 142 amino acids.
AUGGUGCAACAAUUAUGCUCAGCAUACCAGACAGACAUCGAGGGUGAUGCAGACGGUGCGGUGAUUCGACGUACCUCUAUGCGUGCUGCUAUGACAGUUGGUGACAACAGCUAUGUACCAUCACGAAAUAAGAGAAAACCUCAAACUUACUCAAAUUGUAAGAGGACACAGUGCGAUGGCACUGAUCCUGGUUCUAUGACAUCUCGUGUGCCUGUGCACCUUCUAUUACUUAAUGCUAUCAUCAGUAGCCAGGAUAUUAUCCUGGCAUUUGGGUAUGGAUUUUUGGUGCAGUUCUAUAUUAUGAUUACCAUGCUCCACACAAACUCAGGAGUGAUCUUUUGGAAACACUACUGGCAUGAUCAGCCGGAUCGUUCUAUAGAGCACAUUGGUACUGACCUAUUCUUGGGGAAAGAUAUGGAAUCAUUAUAA